Molecule: messenger RNA, 1079 nt
Organism: Paramecium pentaurelia
Lineage: Eukaryota; Ciliophora; Oligohymenophorea; Peniculida; Parameciidae
Source: the annotation of a GenBank genome assembly
AUGUUUUAGUCUUCUCUAAUGAAAUAGAAAUUAAUUGAAAGUUAUAAGAAAUAAAUGGAUGAUAUAACUUGUAUUUUAGAUUGUGGAAAUAUUGGAUCAUUAUAUUUAGGAAAUAUUGAGAGUGCAUGUAUUAAUUACAUUUAUUUAAAGGUGACUUUGAAUUAUUGAAAAAAUUAAAAAUUAAGUCUAUAAUCACUAUAUGCACAUCUAAAAUUCCAAUUUAAAUUAGUUAAUCUAUGAGAUAUUAUUAACAUAUAAUUUUAGAUGAUAAUGAGAAUGCUAAUAUAUCUAGACAUUUUGAAAUUUGUUUUGAUUUCAUUGAAAAAGGUAGAUCAGUAGGUAAUGUACUUGUUCAUUGUAUGGCUGGAAUAUCUAGAAGUGCUACAAUUGUGGCUGCUUAUUUAAUGAAAAAACAUAGUAUUAGUUCAAAAGAAGCCUUAUAAUAAUUAUAGCGAAAACGUUGGUAAGUCUAUCCUAAUGAAGGAUUUAUUAAAUAAUUAUUAUAAUACAAUGAAGAAUUAAUAGUCUAAUAAAAGGAUCUAAAAAAUGAAGGAGUAAGCAAAAAUAAAUAGGAGAUAAAUAUAGAAUAAAUAAGGAAUCCUAUAAUUUUUAAUAAUUCUAAUCAAAAAAACAGUCAUUAAAUUGAAAAAAAAUAGUAAUCUGAUGAAUACUAAAAAAUAAGGAAAAAAUAUAUUGAUACAAAAAACUAAUAAUAAUAAAAGAAAUUGAUGGAUUAUUAAACAUUAUAAGAGAGAAGAAUGAGUUAUCACAAAAAAGAUAACCAUGAUAUAGAAGAUUAAAAUAAUUUAUUUUAAUAAACAUCAAAAAUUUAAAGAAUUAAAAGUUCAUACUAAUAAACAAAUACAAUAGAUAAGAAUUCUAUUAAAAAUGAAUGUAAAUUUUGAGUUAAUUAGAAAGGUAAUUAUGUAAGCAUUCAAAAACAUUAGUCACGUCCAGGUUUAUAAAUUGAAACUAAUUUUAAUGGUUCCUAAAAAUAUUUUGAAAAUAGAAUUUAUCCUAGUACAACUAGAAAUAUAAAAGUUCAGUAUUAGUAUAAUAUAAGUAAAAUUGAUAGUUGA